Molecule: messenger RNA, 6105 nt
Organism: Neoarius graeffei (lesser salmon catfish)
Lineage: Eukaryota; Metazoa; Chordata; Actinopteri; Siluriformes; Ariidae
Gene: rin2a
Product: Ras and Rab interactor 2a
Exons: 13
Coding region: 262-3093 (943 amino acids)
Biological process (GO): vesicle-mediated transport; signal transduction
Cellular component (GO): cytosol; endocytic vesicle
Molecular function (GO): small GTPase binding; guanyl-nucleotide exchange factor activity
Source: RefSeq, a predicted model, not a curated record
GUAGACUAGAAGAGGAAGAAGAGGAGCUCCUCCUCGCGCAGUUAUGGAACAGGCUCCGGUGUGAUGCAGUGCGGGAAGACGCUCCGGUAAACGGCGUGUAGUGAAGUACAGUUUUGGUGGAAUCCGGAGUUCUGGUGUUUUGUGUCCGACCAUCUCAGAGUUAAGAGGCCUUCCUGUUUACCUAACUGUGUGUUUGUAAGAGAGAGAGAGAGAAAACAAAGCCCUGGCAGCAGCGCACAGCAGAGCAGGCAGAACGCCAACAUGGCCGCAGACGCGUCGGUGAAGCCCUGCCAGAUGGACCGUAGUGGCAGCUUCUUUAAGCUGAUAGACACAUUUUCCACUGAGAUCUCCGAGCUGAAGCAGGAAAUGGUUCAAACAGCUAGAGAGCCAGACACAAAGCUCCUACAAGGUCUUGAGGGGGAGGUGAGUGGUCUGUUCCUGCAGUCGUCAGUCUGCACUGGUGCAGCAGGGGUCCGGGACUCUGGCUAUGACUCUCUACGCCGGCACAUGAGUGUGCUGGACAGACUGACACACACACAUAUGGUCUGGCUUUUACUGUCACUCAGCGAUGAAGAAGCAAAACGCAUCCUGCAGCCUCAGCCACCAGGGACAUUUCUGGUGAGAAGGUCGUCUAAACUCCAGAAGAAGGUGAUUUCCCUGCGUAUGGACACAGACAGUGCUCCAGUAACCGUGAGGGACUUCCCAGUCACAGAAAGCCAGUACACCUUCUCCUUGGAGGGGUCAGGGAUCAGCUUUGCCGAUCUCUUUCGACUGGUGGCUUUUUGCUGCGUAAGCAGAGAUGUUCUUCCGUUUACGCUGAAGCUUCCUGAGGCAAUCUCUGCUGCAAAGACUACUACUGAUCUAGAACAAGUAGCCAAGUUAGGAAUUGGAUUCUGGGACUCUAAGCUGUGUCAAAAGAAGAGCUCUGUGACCGAUGGACCGGCUGUUCCGCAGAGAGUGAAGCAGGCAGGGCAGAGGACAUCCCUUGGAAACAAUUUGACACCUGUCCCACGUACUCGAUCCCCAUCCCAGCUGGAGUGUAGUCAGUCAAACGGGGCUCUGUGCUUUAUUAACCCUCUUUUCCUUCAGACACACCGCUCUGAACGUGCUUCCACAGAGAGUGUCACCUCAGCAGCACCUGGAGAAAACCGUGCACUUUCGCACAGCAGCAGCUCCUCUACUCAGGGCAAAAGCCAUACAGGUCCUCAAAGCAUCCUUCGCCGAUCCAUCAGCAAAGAACUCCCCAAAAACUACGGCGUAAUUACAGGGAAAAGUUCAACCCGCUCCCCUCCACCUCGACCACCCCCUCCCCACACCAGCCCGCGUAGACCAACCGUCCCAGUCAAGCAGAAGAGCAUGCCGGAGACUGGCAUUAGCUGGAUCAAAAUGUCCCCGGAGAAAACUGGCCUGCUGGGGCGCCUGAGUUCCUCGUUCAGCUCCCUCUCGUCCUCGCCCCCCAAGAAGAUCAGCUCACCCAUCCCCAUGCCAUCUUGCCGUGGAAAAAGGGCUCCCAGUAUUCCUGAUGCACUGGAGGACCAGAUCAUAGAGCAGGCAGUAUCUCAGAGCUUGGCCAAGCAGGCGCUGAGAAAUGCAGCCGUGGAAAGCAGAAGCCCGGCAGAGGAGGGCAGCCCCAUGGGGCGAGAGAGACUCAGCGACAUUAGCAUUUCCACAUCCUCCUCUGACUCUCUGGACUACACCCACAGCUUCACAAUGCCAACAGCAGCCAGCCCCUCUAGAGCUGACAGCAGCCUGGAGGAGGAAGAAGAAGAGGAGGAAGAUGAUGGUGUCGGUGUGGAGAGCGAUCAGGAGCUAAGCAUGGAGCCACCCUUCAAGCCCAAGAAGCGGCACAGCGCUGGUACGUUUGUGCUGCCACGGGCACUCAAAGGACAUUUGCGUAAAGUCAGCGGCGUUUUCAACUCACUCAUGACACCUGAGAAAAGAGCAGUCAAAAGGAUUGUAGAGCAGUCCCAGAACAAAGGCACCUACUUCGGCUGCCUGGUGCAGGACUAUGUGAGUUUCAUGCAGGAGAAUUGCAGCUGCCAUGAGUCAGGCCUGGAGCUGCUGCAGACUGUCCGGCAGUUUAUGACUCAAAUGAAAUCCUACCUGCUGCAGAGCUCGGAGCUCAACCCUCCCAUUGAGUCCCUCAUUCCAGAGGACCAGAUUGAUCAGGUCCUGGAGAAGGCCAUGCAUAAGUGCAUCCUGAAGCCGCUGAAGCCUGUGGUGGAGGUGGCUCUGCACAACUUCCAGGUGAGCAGUGGGGUUUGGCAGCAGCUGAAGGAGAACCUGGCUCUGGCCAAAACCAAGCAGCCGCAAGAGAUGGGUGUGGAUGGAGCCAUGCCACCAGACCCUGUAGCCAUAGAGAAGAUUCGUCAUAAGUUCCACAAUAUGAGCAAGAUGUACUCGCCUGAGAAAAAAGUGUCGCUACUGCUCCGUGUCUGCAAGCUGAUUUACACCAUCAUGGAAGACAAUUCAGGGAGAAUGUACGGGGCGGAUGACUUCUUACCCAUGCUGACGUAUGUGUUGGCUCAAUGUGACAUGCCUGAGCUGGACACAGAGAUUCAGUACAUGAUGGAGUUACUGGAUCCCUCUCUGCUGCAUGGAGAAGGUGGAUACUACUUGACUAGUGCAUAUGGAGCCAUGUCUCUCAUUAAAAACUUCCAGGAAGAGCAGGCUGCACGGGUGCUGAGCUCAGAAACUCGUAACACGCUCCACCAGUGGCACCGCAGACGCACAGCUCAGCGCAGCACACCAUCCGUGGACGACUUUCAGAACUACCUAAGAGUGGCACUCCAGGAACCAGACAGUGGUUGUACAGCUAAAACUCUGCAGGUGCGACCAUACGCCACCACAGAGGAGGUGUGUCAGUUAUGUGCUGAAAAGUUCAAGGUGCAUGACCCUGACAACCAUGCCCUGUUCCUGCUGACAGAGGAGAGCACCCAGCAGCUGGCCCCGGACACACACCCACAAAAGAUCAAAGCAGAGCUGCACAGUCGCCCACAGAGUCAGACAUUUUACUUCGUUUACCGCCGGAUCCAGAACCUCAACCUCACUGCACCAGCAAACGAAUUCAAUGGCAACUCGGUGCCUAUCUGAGCCUGAAGCCUCGGAGUCAUGCAUUUCCUCUCUUAUCUAAUUACUGCAAGUUUUUUGUUGUUGUUGUUGUUGUUUUUUUUACCUCAGCACUACAAAGCUAUCUGUGCUGUUUUGAAAAUGUUUGCAUCUGAAGGAAACGGAAAAUGAUGCUGGGCCCUGAGGAAAGAAGGAAGGAAGGAUGUGUCUGACAGAUGCUGCAUUUUCAGCUCUUUUUUUUUUUUUGUCUUUUUUUAAUCUUUUGGGAACUGGAACGUGAGCAUCACAUUUGAGGAAGUUACUUUUGUAUACGAUACAAAAGAUUUAGGCAAGAGGGCUAAUGGGAAUGUUCAGCAUGAAUGUGCAUGUUCAUAAUGGAGCGAGGCCUGUUUAAUAGAUGUUUAAAAUGUUUCUAUGCUGAGGAUUUUCUAUACUGCUUCAGUAUAAAUAAUGCAGUGCUCUGUACGACUGCUCUUUUUUUUAAAGGGCAAAAUGUACUGGAUAGAUUUUAAAUAGCCUGCUAAUGCUCAUAAUAGUGGCUGGCUUCAGGAAGGUGCUUGACCCAUAGUCCGACGUGUCAUGUAAUAUGAGCAACUCCACUGCCAUAGACAUGGAAGAACAGAUAUCUAUAUCAGACAGUACACUUUGCAUUUUUAUAUACUGAACACCUAAUUGUUAACAUUUUUAAAAUGUUUUUUUAAUGCAGUUGCUGGUAAACUGCUUUCUUUUUUAUGUAUGAAAAAUCAUUAGUAUAAUAAUGCAUGCAUUUGUUGGUUAAGAUUAUCAACUAAGAACCAGGCACUGUUGCCAGUGAUGUUUUAUCAUAUGCAUAUUUGUAUGAAUGAAGUCAUGUGAGUCAGCGCUGGUAGUCAAUCAGUAAUCCAUAAACAUGUUUAUUCUCCUGUCCCUGUUAAUUUAUAAAAGCAUUUUUGAAUGAAGAUAUCUAUAAAUAAACUCUUGAAUCCAAGUUGUAGAGAAUACUGUACUACUGACAAGCUAUAGGCUUGUGUGUGAAUAAUUCUGAGCUGCAUCUUCGUGGUUUAUGGUCCUUGCUGGCAAGUUUCUGAAAGUAUGCAGUGGGACAGGAACGUUGUUUGAAAGUGAACAUGUUACAGGAGUGGAAUGGAAUAUUCAGCAGAAAAAUCAGGAAGGGUUAGCUGGAAAGUCAUAAAAGAAUGGAAGAACAUUCAUUGGAAGAACAUCUCAAGCAGUGAAUUUCAUACAUUUUACUGUAAAUUCUGAUCAGGUAACAUUUGACUAAAUUGUGUGUGGGGGGGUUGUUUGUUUAUUUGUUUUUGUUUUGUUUAUCAUAAGUGUAUGCCUAACUACAACCCCGAUUCCAAAAAAGUUGGGACAAAGUACAAAUUGUAAAUAAAAACGGAAUGCAAUGAUGUGGAAGUUUCAAAAUUCCAUAUUUUAUUCAGAAUAGAACAUAGAUGACAUAUCAAAUGUUUAAACUGAGAAAAUGUAUCAUUUAAAGAGAAAAAUUAGGUGAUUUUAAAUUUCAUGACAACAGCACAUCUCAAAAAAGUUGGGACAAGGCCAUGUUUCCCACUGUGAGACAUCCCCUUUUCUCUUUACAACAGUCUGUAAACGUCUGGGGACUGAGGAGACAAGUUGCUCAAGUUUAGGGAUAGGAAUGUUAACCCAUUCUUGUCUAAUGUAGGAUUCUAGUUGCUCAACUGUCUUAGGUUUUUUUUGUCGUAUCUUCCGUUUUAUGAUGCGCCAAAUGUUUUCUGUGGGUGAAAGAUCUGGACUGCAGGUUGGCCAGUUCAGUACCCGGACCCUUCUUCUACACAGCCAUGAUGCUGUAAUUGAUGCAGUAUAUGGUUUGGCAUUGUCAUGUUGGAAAAUGCAAGGUCUUCCCUGAAAGAGACGUCGUCUGGAUGGGAGCAUAUGUUGCUCUAGAACCUGGAUAUACCUUUCAGCAUUGAUGGUGUCUUUCCAGAUGUGUAAGCUGCCCAUGCCACAUGCAAUAAUGCAACCCCAUACCAUCAGAGAUGCAGGCUUCUGAACUGAGCGCUGAUAACAACUUGGGUCGUCCUUCUCCUCUUUAGUCCGAAUGACACGGCAUCCCUGAUUUCCAUAAAGAACUUCAAAUUUUGAUUCGUCUGACCACAGAACAGUUUUCCACUUUGCCACAGUCCAUUUUAAACGAGCCUUGGCCCAGAGAAGACGUCUGCGCUUCUGGAUCAUGUUUAGAUACGGCUUCUUCUUUGAACUAUAGAGUUUUAGCUGGCAACGGCGGAUGGCACGGUGAACUGUGUUCACAGAUAAUGUUCUCUGGAAAUAUUCCUGAGCCCAUUUUGUGAUUUCCAAUACAGAAGCAUGCCUAUAUGUAAUGCAGUGCCAUCUAAGGGCCCGAAGAUCAUGGGCACCCAGUAUGGUUUUCCGGCCUUAACCCUUACGCACAGAGAUUCUUCCAGAUUCUUUGAAUCUUUUGAUGAUUUUAUGCACUAUAGAUGAUGAUAUGUUCAAACUCUUUGCAAUUUUACACUGUCGAACUCCUUUCUGAUAUUGUGUGAAUACAAUAUCAGUUUUUGAGAUUUGUAAAUUAUUGCAUUCCGUUUUUAUUUACAAUUUGUACUUUGUCCCAACUUUUUUGGAAUCGGGGUUGUACAAAGAUUGAUAUUUACCAAGUGUGUGAGUUCCUGUUAAAGUGCUGUGCAUUUUUAUGUCUGGACACCGAUGGUAGAGUUGCUAAAGACUGAGACUAGUUCAAUGCAAUACGUUAAGCCCUGUAGCAUUGACAAACAUGUCAUGGCCGUCAGGAAAAACACAUGACGUGAUGAUUAUUAUCUCUUUUUAAGUCUAAAUAUAUCAUGUAAAUGUGAUGUUUAACUCAAUAUUUUAAGGUUGAUAAGUAUAUAUUUAUAUAUGAUCUGUGCUGGGAUUAUCACAGAUUUUUUUUUUUUUUUUGAAAAAAAGAAAACCUCUUAAUUCAAAUGUGUUAAAAUGUAUUAUAUUGCAAAAGUUUCACUCCCAUAAGUGUAAGUUUUGUAUGUGGCAUUUAUUCAUGAACAAUACUAUUUUGCA